GGGAGGGAGUAUAAUAUACUCCGUAACACCUCGAAAAAACUGCACGAUCCACGUCAUCCUCCACCUUCCCGCCGCACAAAUUGUAAUUUCCCUUCACCCCAUGACUGUUGGCUUCUCCUCUGAGUAGAAACACUCUUCAUAGCGAAAACCCUAAUCUGCAGGCGAUUCAUUUUCCGUUUCUCUCUAUGAAGCUUCGCUCUCGGAAAUUUCGUCCUCAUGUGGAUGCAGGAGCAGAGGGUUCGCAAUCUUCGCAUGAUGACGAGUUAUCUGAUAACGAUGCUACUAUCAUGGCUUCUUCUGAUUCUUCUGAUUCUGAAUAUCUUGCCAGAGAAGAUGAAGAGCAUGUCAAUGUUUUGGAAGAGAGGGAAUUGGAAGGUUUCCGUGUAAAUGGUGAUGAUGAGGUCAUCGACCAUGAAGUUUUAUCGAAGAAUCAUAAGCGGAGGAAGGUUGGAUCUACAAGAGGGAUGUCAGAAGUAGAUACUGAAUUCAAGGAAGAAAAACUACAGAAUGAAAAGGUGGUGGAUGAUAGUAAAGGUCCCAUGGAUGGUCCUUAUUCAAACAUGCCUGAUUUCAUCGAAUUGCUGAACAGGAUAAGUGAAAGGAAGAAGAAAAGUACAAGAAGGAGAAAAAACAGACCAGUAUUACUGUGGGAAGUGUGGGAUGAUGAGGAUGACAAGUGGCUUGUGGAUAACUUCACCACGGAUGUGGAUUUUGAUAACCAGAAUGAGGUGGUGUUUGAAACGGCUGACACACCUUCAGAAUUGACAAUGCCCCUGUUGAGAUAUCAAAAGGAGUGGUUGGCAUGGGCUUUGAAGCAAGAAGAAUCUUCUUCCAAAGGGGGUAUUCUAGCUGAUGAAAUGGGGAUGGGAAAGACAGUGCAAGCAAUAGCACUUGUGUUGGCCAAGCGCGAACUGAAGAAUGCUAUUGGUGAACAUAGUGGCUCAUCUUUUCCCACUACAUCUCCGCAUGAUUUGCCAUCAAUCAAGGGUACUCUUGUAAUCUGCCCGUUGGUUGCCGUGAUGCAGUGGGUUAGUGAGAUUGAUCGUUUCACCAUGAAGGGCAGCAGCAAAGUGCUGGUCUAUCAUGGAACAAACAGGGCAAAAAACAUUGACAGUCUCUCUGGAUAUGACUUCGUCAUUACAACUUACUCCACUAUUGAGGCUGACUAUAGGAAAAAUGUGAUGCCUCCAAAACAGAGAUGCGAGUGGUGUGGAAAAGCUUAUAAUGAAAAAAGAAUGGCCAUUCACCAGAAAUAUUUCUGUGGACCAUAUGCUGUUAAAACUGCUAAACAGUCGAAGCAACAGAAAAAGAAACACAAUGUUGAUCUGAAAGUCUCCCCAGAGUGUGACACAGGCAAGGAUAAGCAAAACAGUGAUUUUGAGGGUAAUGCAAGGAAAAGAGGUCGCAGAAAGGGCAAAAAAAACAAGGACAAUGAUGACCUUUUGGAGGAAAUAGAAAAUGAAGAACAAGACGUAUCUGGAGAUAAAUCAAUAUUGCAUUCUGUGAACUGGAAUCGCAUAAUAUUGGAUGAGGCCCAUUAUAUAAAAGAUAGACGCUCUAACACUACAAAAGCUGUUCUUUCUUUAGUGUCUUCCUACAAGUGGGCCUUGAGUGGAACGCCCCUACAGAAUCGCGUUGGAGAACUGUACUCACUUGUCCGGUUUCUACAGAUGGUUCCUUAUUCAUUUUACUUUUGUAAAGAUUGUGAUUGUAGUUCACUUGAUUACAGUUCUUCUCAGGACUGCCCACAUUGUCCUCACAAAUCUGUGCGACACUUUUGUUGGUGGAAUCGGCAUAUUGCCUCUCCAAUACAAGCUGAAGGAAACUCUGGAAAUGGUAAAGAUGCUAUGAUAUUGUUGAAGCACAAAAUCCUCAAAAGCAUUCUGCUAAGACGUACUAAAAAGGGAAGGGCUGCUGAUCUUGCCCUUCCCCCAAGGAUUGUGACACUGAGGCGAGAUUCUUUAGAUGUCAAAGAAGAAGAUUACUACACAUCACUGUAUAAUGAGAGUCAGGCUCAAUUUAAUACAUAUAUUCAGGAAGGAACUUUGAUGAACAACUAUGCACACAUAUUUGAACUUCUUACAAGAUUGAGACAGGCAGUUGAUCACCCUUACCUUGUUGUAUACUCUAGCACUGCUAUGGCAAGGCGUGAGGAUGCGGUAGGGGCUAGUAAUGCUGACCAAACUUGUGGCCUAUGUCAUGACCCAGUAGAAGAUCCCGUGGUCACAGUGUGUGCGCAUACGUUUUGCAGAACCUGUAUGGUGGAGUUCUCUUCCAGUAUUGCACAAGGUUCAUGCCCUUCCUGUUCCAAGCCCCUCACAGUUGAUCUAUCUUGUACCACCAGUGGUUACGGAGGAGAUACAAAUAUGAAAACUACAAUCAAGGGAUUUAGGGCCUCAAGUAUACUGAACAGAAUUUGUCUGAAUGAAUUCCAGACUAGUACAAAAAUAGAUGCCUUGAGGGAAGAAAUAAGAUGGAUGGUGGAAAGAGAUGGAUCUGCGAAAGCAAUAGUUUUCAGCCAAUUCACUUCAUUUUUGGAUUUGAUACAUUAUUCUCUGAACAAGUCGGGUGUAAGCUGUGUCCAGUUGGUAGGAUCAAUGACUAUGGCCGCAAGAGAAACUGCCAUCACUAAAUUUACAGAUGACCCAGAGUGCAGAAUAUUCCUUAUGAGUUUGAAAGCUGGAGGGGUUGCUCUAAAUCUUACUGUAGCAUCAAAUGUGUUCCUGAUGGAUCCUUGGUGGAAUCCAGCUGUGGAGAGGCAAGCUCAGGAUAGAAUCCACCGGAUAGGACAAUACAAACCCAUAAGAAUUGUGAGAUUUGUCAUAGGGAACACGGUUGAGGAAAGGAUCUUGAAAUUGCAACAGAAGAAAGAACUUGUUUUUGAAGGGACGGUGGGUGGUUCAUCGGAUGCAAUUGGAAAGCUAACAGAGGCGGACCUAAGAUUCCUUUUCACUUGAAGAAGUAGCAACAACUGAGAAGAUUUACAUAUAAAUGCAUGUAGUCAUUAGCAGUAUUAGUAGUAGCGGCAACAGAUUAAGCAUCUUUUUUGGGGAGGGCCUGGGGCCCGGGGCCCGGGGCUGGGGCUGGAGUUCAUAUGAAUGAGAAAUUUAGAAUGCCUUUAGGCCCCUAUGCUAGUUUUUUUGGUGGGGAGCUUCAUUGAUAUCUCAUAUUCUCAUUGACAAUGAUUGUUUUUUGAGGAUGCAGUCAUGCACCCCAUCCCAAAGCCUCAUUACUGGCAGCAGCAUAUUAAAAUCAUUUUCUUGGAGAAAUAAA
This is a messenger RNA of Cuscuta europaea, 3273 nucleotides long. NCBI's taxonomy places the organism in Eukaryota, Viridiplantae, Streptophyta, Magnoliopsida, Solanales, Convolvulaceae. The record is from the annotation of a GenBank genome assembly.